Molecule: messenger RNA, 858 nt
Organism: Ostreococcus lucimarinus CCE9901
Lineage: Eukaryota; Viridiplantae; Chlorophyta; Mamiellophyceae; Mamiellales; Bathycoccaceae
Exons: 2
Coding region: 1-858 (285 amino acids)
Molecular function (GO): protein binding
Source: RefSeq, a predicted model, not a curated record
AUGCCUCCGGGUGAUCUCAGUCGCAUGGACCCGCGCCAGGUGCCGGCGCUGGUGAUGCGAAGCGUGGAGAACGCGCGGACGGCGUUAGACGAUGGAAAGGUAGACACGGCGAUAAAAAUGAUGAAGAGCACGGACGCGCUGUGCUCGAGGGUGGUGGCGCCGCCGACGGUGCACGGGAUAGCGUUGAGGGUGCUCGCGGACGCGUACAUGGAGAAGGCGGCGGGACGGACGGAGAGCGGGACGGUAGAGGCGAGCGAGAGCGGAGAGGACGCGGCGAAAGAUAAUGGUAAAGAAGAGGCGGAAGAGGAGUCUGAUUACGUUGAUUGCGCGAAGAGGACGCUGAAGAAGGCGCUCGAUAUUUGCAAGGUGCACGACGGGAAAGCCGGGAUGCCUCGGUUUAUGGUGCAGGAUUUAGCCGGUCGCAUGGGAGAUCUCUACGCAGCGCAAGGGGAAAUUUUUAGACAAGAAGGGAACUAUAAAGAAGCGCUUCGCUCGCUUCGCCUGGGCAUAGGAAAGUUUGAAGUGCUCGGGGCGAACGAGUUUGUCGGCGCCACCUACAAUCGCGUCGCGUACUGCUACAUGGAGAAAGAGCAGUGGAAAGAGGCUCUGGAAGAGCUUCAAAACGCCGAGCGAAUCGUGAACGGGGUCGAGGCCGAGUCCGCCAUCUUGAGCACGACUUUCGCCUACCGAGGCGAGUGCUUAAAGAGACUCGAUAAAAUCCAACUCGCCCGCGCGGCGUUCGAAAGCGCUCUGAAAUUCGGCAUGGCGAGCGGUAACGAGGGCGUCGUCCGCGAGGCCGAAGAAUUUCUAGCCCAAACCCAACAGCACAGCACCGUUGACGACUCUGCUUUCCUUUAA